This is a messenger RNA of Fusarium vanettenii 77-13-4, 6006 nucleotides long. RefSeq lists its product as uncharacterized. Gene Ontology annotation, biological process: protein phosphorylation; calcium ion transmembrane transport; intracellular calcium ion homeostasis. The transcript has 12 exons. Bases 1 to 6006 code for a protein of 2001 amino acids. The record is from RefSeq and is a predicted model, not a curated record. Gene Ontology annotation, cellular component: fungal-type vacuole membrane. Gene Ontology annotation, molecular function: protein kinase activity; ATP binding; calcium:proton antiporter activity. Lineage: Eukaryota; Fungi; Ascomycota; Sordariomycetes; Hypocreales; Nectriaceae.
AUGUCGUCGGCUGCCCUGCAAACGGCCCCCCAUCAACACACCGCUCUGGCCUCGUCUCCCUUGGCCACACCGUCCAGCCGCCAGUACAGGUCCUCGCACUCAUCCCCUUCUGGCCAGGCGUACAAUGCCCAGCAGACCGCGACCGCUUCUCCAUCUUCGCGACGACCUCCUUCACGCAAAACGAGCGACAGUGCACCUUCACCUGCUUAUCAUCUAGGUCCCGGUUUUGGUUCUCCCGUCACCGCUCCCUCAGCGCCCAACGAACAGGAGCCGUCCGCCUCUGAUCGGCACGGCAACAUGCCUCCCGUUGCUCCUCCAAGGACUUCGUCCAACAACCAGAGCGGCGGUUCGCGAAGGACACAAUACUCCAAUGAGAAGAUGACCAACUCCCCUCGACGAGGACAAAACGAUGCAUUUCGAUCCGGUUCCCAUGGUGAUCACGGCGCUGCCGCAGAAAAUGGACACCGAAGCAGCAAGGCUGACGCCGCUGCCCGAGCCGCCAGCAGAGAUGGCAAGAACGCCACGACCGCGAUUCCCAUCCGAUCCGCCCACAGUACGCCCUCGAGACCUGUCCACGAAGCCACUGACAACCUAACCAAAGCCAUUGCAGCUGCCCAAGAUCCAAAUGGCAGGGAUCGGAAUCAUGCCACAAACCAGGACGACGACGAUGCUGCGCCGCCUCCUGUAGUCGCGACUGGCGACCACAACGAGGAACGACGAGGGCAACGGAGUCGUCACGAUCACAGCCGAAGCAACAAGGGCACUACGAAAUUUGGCGACUUUAUCCUGGGAAACACCAUCGGCGAGGGAGAGUUUGGCAAGGUCAAGCUAGGCUGGAAGCAAGACAGCAGCGUUCAGGUUGCUAUUAAGCUUAUUAAAAGGGACAGUGUUGGCAGUAACCCGUCUCGAUUCGCCAAGAUCUACCGAGAAGUUGCCAUUCUGCGUGGUGUCCAGCACCCUAAUAUCGUGCGCCUGAUCGACAAGGUCGAGACAGAGAGACACAUUGGUAUCAUUCUCGAGUAUGCAUCUGGAGGCGAGCUGUUCGACUACAUCCUUAACCACCGAUACCUGAAAGACAAUGCGGCCCGCCGUUUGUUUGCCCAACUUGUCUCGGGUGUCGGCUACCUUCACAAGAAGGGAAUUGUUCACCGAGAUCUGAAACUGGAGAACCUGCUCCUGGAUCGCAACCGCAACAUCAUUAUUACCGACUUUGGCUUUGCCAAUACUUUCGAUGCGAAUGAGGAUCUCACCGAGGAGGAGGAGCUCAAUCUCACCGACAGGGAAUUCGUGAAACGAAUGGGCCUGGACCGCGUCAAGCGCAACGGAACCAGGAAGGGUGAUCUCAUGCAGACAAGUUGCGGUAGCCCUUGCUACGCAGCUCCCGAGCUUGUUGUCAGCGACUCCCUCUACACCGGACGCAAGGUGGAUGUCUGGAGUUGUGGUGUCAUUCUGUACGCGAUGCUCGCUGGCUACCUCCCCUUCGAUGACGAUCCCGCCAACCCUGAAGGCGACAACAUUAACCUUCUCUACAAGUAUAUCGUGACUACUCCUCUGACGUUCCCCGAGUAUGUCACCCCACACGCUCGAGAUCUCCUUCGCCGUAUCCUCGUUCCCAACCCCCGUAAGAGGGCGGACCUCUUCGAAGUGGCUCGACACAGCUGGCUCAGCGAAUAUGCGAACCUAGUGGAGUUCAUCACCAGCUCGACGACAUUACCUUCCGAUGUUCCGAAUUCUGGCUCCGGUGCACCGGACGAUUAUGCAGAGGCUCCGACUAUCGCCAGAAGCUCGUCGGUCCGCGAGGCCGCCAAGCACAAGCAGUCUCAUCCUCCCGUUGUUGGAGGACUGGCCAAGACCCACGGAAACAUCGACCCCGAGUCCGAGUCUGGGCACCGCACGCCCAAGGAUGCCAAGCGACGGACUGUUCAGGUCGAGUACGUGGCUCCCACCACGCAGACACAGCGUGGCGCCGAUGCCGCGCCCGCCAAACCCAGCUCUCGAUCUCUUACACAGGCGCCCGCCCCCGAGGUCUCUACUGAGAAGCCACUACCUCGAGAGCCUCCAGUGGCAAAGGAGAUUGCGGCCCGGGCAACACAGUCCAGGCGGCCUCAGAGCGCUCACAAGAACGCUGCUGCCGCUCCCGCGAGACCGAGCCGCGACACUCGCGCCACCUCGGACAACGCGUUCAUGACUGGAAUUAGUGCCACAGCCAGGCCACAGACUGGUGGCUCUAUGAAGUCCUCCGCUUCUAUGGGUCUGCAAUCUCGCACCACCUACGGACAACCGGUGCCCCCAACACUUGCCGACACCAAUGCUCAGGGCCGAAUCCAUCAGCCUUCGAACCCAGAGGACGAGGAGAACGUGGCCAAGACAGUUGGAAGCGUUCCUCCCAAGGUUAUGAAGAUGUCGGCCUUCCAGAAUGAGACGAAGCGUGAAGGAAGGGGCCACAAGCGGUCCAACACUCUUGGCGAUCUUGGCAACAAGAUUAUGGGCCGCAGCGGAUCUAUCUUUGGAGGUCGUGGUAAGAAGCGAUCGGAACAGCCCGCCGACAAGUCAAGAAAGUACCCUCCCGUCAGCUUGUCCAACACCAAUAUGCCUGGUGAGGAAGCUGGCCCCAGACCCUCGGUUGAUUCAAGAGCAUCUCGACGAUCCUUUUCUCUUGGACUUGGCAAGAAGCGCAGUGGCAGCAUCCACGGCUCCCAAGGUUCAGGUGAGAAGCCGGAGCGUCGGCGAUUCUCUCUGGUGCCACCAGCUCUGUCUUCUAAACUGGGUCUUGGUGGUGGUAAGGACCAUGGAAGCGUAACAGCCUCGGAGGCUGAGUCGCAACAGGACCUGCCUAUCCAGAACCCCCGAAACGAGCAGAUCCGUGGAUACAGCGCCCAUGACGAGCCUCGACACAGCGAGCCUUACUUUGACGCCCCUUACGAGCAGGUCCCCGCCCAAGACACUGCUCACUCGAGCCCCGUCUACCAUCACCGCUACGGAUCUACAACACAGGAUGCCAGAAGGCCCAGCGCCAUCCCACCCUACAUGCAGGCCGGUGCUCAUCUAAACACGGGGUCUGAGUCGUCAGUGGAUAUGCGCCGCCCACCGACGGAACCACGAUCUCGACCUUACCAGGCCGACUUUUCGGAAUCCGAAACCUUCGAUGGACGCGCGGGUAGCAGCCGUGGAGAGCGUGGCGGGGUACUUCACAAGAACCACAAGCGAUUCGCCGACGCCUACGAGGGGGCCGAUUACCGAGGACACGAAGGGAGCAGCGGAGCCGCGAAGCGAGUCAUGGACUUCUUCAGGAGGCGCGGAAAGGCUCGAGGUGGCGAAGAGCGGUCGCACAGAUCCCCGGCGUGUCGCUUGCACCUCUCGGCGUAUAGCUGCGUCGGAAUGGCUGUGCUGCCCGUCUCAUCCGAUACCUGGCUGAAGGCUACAGCGUAUCGACUGAGGAGCCCGGUCACAUUUCUUGCGGCGAUCACUAGGAACGUCUCGUCAGGCUCUCAUCCAACAGCUGUAAGUCCCAGAAACGUACCGGCAGGCUACGCAGGCGGACAGAGGUCUCAUCGUUGUAGAGUAUCAGAUGCAUGGAUGGCGAGUGAGUGGAGAACUCGGGGUAAUUCGAACAACGAGAUGGAGAUGGGGCCGAGCCCACGGCCGGGCCGCUCAGAGCGCCAUGUUCGAAUCCGGCCGGCUUAUUCAAUAUUCGGCUCGGAUUUGCGUUUAAUAGACAGACAGAUCCUGUACUCUCGUGCACAUUUCAAGAUAAAAGCCUGUUCGAUGAAGGAAGCCUCCUCUGAAUCCCCCAAUAUAGAUGGCAGUCGCUCUGGUGCACAACCCGCAGCGCAUGGAUUCUUGCCUCCUUCAUCCACGGCUCCUGAAGGCGGAAACACUCUUGGCUUGAGCCAGCAGCCUCACCGCAACGACUUUGACGAAAAGACUCGAUCGGAUAACCUCCAUGGCCUCAAGAUGCCCCCUGGGCACAUCCCAUCUCAUACAUCUUCUCAGGCUCCACGGUCGGGGUCUGUCGUAGAGCCGACACCCAAGGCCGGGGAGCCAUCUGAAGAAAACACAAAUACCGCCAAAAAGGGCACCCUUAUCGACGAGAUCCGCCGCAAUGCCUGGCUGGCCGUCACUUACAGCUGGCUUAAUGUCCUGCUCAUCUUUGUACCCGUCGGCAUUGCCGUCUCCCAGGUUGACGGCAUCCAUGGCGGUGUCGUCUUUGCCAUGAAUGCCAUUGCUAUCAUCCCUCUCGCCGGACUACUUGCUUUUGCAACCGAGUCUGUGGCGCAGAAGAUGGGAGAUGCUCUUGGCGCACUGCUGAACGUCACGUUCGGUAAUGCUGUUGAACUGAUCAUCUUCAUCGCUCUGGUCAAGAAUGAGAUUCGAAUUGUCCAGGCUUCCCUCUUGGGUUCGAUCUUGGCCAACCUACUGCUUAUCCUUGGCAUGGGUUUCUUCCUUGGUGGUCUACGCUACCGAGAGCAGAUUUACAACAGCACGGUCACACAGAUGAGUGCUUGUUUGCUCAGUCUCAGUGUCAUCAGCUUGGUUUUGCCCACAGCUUUCCAUGCGUCAUUCAAUGACCCAAAGCUUGCUGAUGCCCAAUCUCUCAAGAUUAGUCGCGGAACGAGUGUGAUCCUCCUUCUCGUCUAUAUCAUCUACCUCCUGUUCCAACUCAAGUCUCACGCCUAUAUGUAUGAGUCUACACCUCAGCACAUUGUCGAUGCUGAAUCGACCCCUGGUCCUGCUGCUGGUUGGUUGGAUUCGUCUAGCUCGGACGACAGCUCAUCAUCCAGCUCAGACUCUUCUGACUCUGACUCCUCCCACGGUACCGUCCGCAAGAGGAUGAAGAAGGUUCUUCGUGGUGGACGCCGUCGAAGAUCUAGCAACGCUUCCGCCGACACUGCCAACACCAGAGCCACUCACGCAGGUUCUUUCACCACUACCAACACUACCCCUGGUGAAGAGGUUUCUGAACCAUCAGCUUCCAGGCACCGGAUCCCCCGAUUCCCUUCUUAUGAAGGGAGUGAGCAAGCCGUCGACGAAGAAGAGGAGCCACGUCGUUCUCACAGGCGUCGUCGCCAUCGCCGACAUAGACACCGUAAGAACAAGAGGCACGAUCACGACGCUGAAAAGGGUGGUGAUGGAACGCAAUCAUGGAACAAGCAGCCCGAGGCUGGUGCGCAAAAUCGCGGUGAGGGUGAACCUCGCCGUGUCGAUUUCGCUGUUCAGAACGAGGCAGAACCCAGCUCAUCAACUGGUGACCGAAGACCCUUCCCCCUUAGAGGAAUCUCCGUCAAGAACCUGGCACCCACUGUCUUCACUGAGAAGCCAGAGCCAGGUGUUUUGCCUCCCGCCCCUUCUGGUCCUGUUCCCCGCGUUCGCUAUGGUAUCCGCCGUACCAACUCACUUCCUGACCGCCUGGGUCAGCAGUUCCGCCCUCCCGGUGCCAUGCUGCCAUCCCAGGUUCCGUUAAUGGCCUUGAAUGCCGCUGGCGCUCAGAAAGCUGAUCGGGAGGAUGAUGAAGAGCAUCUUUCCCAGAUCGGCUCGGUUGUUCUUCUCCUCCUCUCUACGGCUCUGGUUGCGGUUUGUGCUGAGUUCCUGGUUGACUCUAUUGAGGAGGUCGUGAGCACCUCAUCGGUGGGAGAAAUCUUCAUCGGUCUCAUCAUCCUGCCCAUUGUGGGCAACGCUGCGGAACACGUCACAGCCAUCACAGUGGCUAUGAAGAACAAGAUGGAUCUGGCUAUUGGUGUGGCUGUUGGCAGCUCGAUCCAAAUCGCCAUCUUCAUCACCCCACUGGUUGUUAUUCUCGGCUGGAUCAUGGACCGCGAAAUGACAUUGUACUUUACGCUGUUUGAGACUGUUUGUCUCUUUGUGUCGGCGUUUAUUGUCAACUUCCUGGUCCUUGAUGGCAGAAGCAACUACCUUGAGGGUGCCCUGCUCUGUGCGGUGUAUAUCAUCAUCAGUGUAGUGGCAUUCUUUUAUCCUGAUGAGAACGAGGCUAGUGCUUGGGGCAGCUAA